This is a messenger RNA of Peromyscus californicus insignis, 7822 nucleotides long. RefSeq names its product AMMECR nuclear protein 1 (gene Ammecr1). Gene Ontology annotation, cellular component: nucleus. The coding region runs from base 84 to 947 and encodes 287 amino acids. Lineage: Eukaryota; Metazoa; Chordata; Mammalia; Rodentia; Cricetidae. The record is from RefSeq and is a predicted model, not a curated record. The transcript is spliced from 4 exons.
CCGGGGCCGCAGCGUGCUCGCCCCCGCCGCCAGCUCGCCUCACUUAUGGGUCGGAAGCGCUGCGUGGGGGAGACUGUUCCAAGAUGGCGGCGGGUUGCUGUGGGGUGAAGAAGCAGAAACUGUCCAGUUCGCCCCCCUCUGGCUCGGGCGGCGGUGGUGGCGCCUCCUCCUCCUCCCACUGCAGCGGGGAGAGCCAGUGCCGAGCCGGGGAGCUGGGACUAGGAGGCGCCGGGACGCGGCUCAACGGGCUGGGCGGGCUGAGCGGCGGCGGCGGCGGCGGCGGCUGUACCCUCUCUCCCCCCCAGGGCUGCGGCGGCGGCGGCGGCGGGGGCAUCUCGCUGUCUCCACCUCUGAGCUGCGGAGUGGGAACCCUACUUUCUACUCCGGCCGCCGCCACCGCCUCCUCGCCGUCCUCCUCGUCCUCAUCCCCGGGCUCCCGGAAGAUGGUGGUGUCAGCGGAGAUGUGCUGCUUUUGCUUCGAUGUGCUCUACUGUCACCUGUAUGGAUAUCAGCAGCCCCGGACCCCCCGCUUCACCAACGAGCCCUACCCACUGUUUGUAACAUGGAAGAUUGGUCGAGACAAAAGAUUGCGUGGAUGCAUAGGUACUUUUUCUGCCAUGAAUUUGCAUUCAGGACUCAGGGAGUACACACUUACCAGUGCCCUUAAAGACAGCCGUUUUCCACCAAUGACAAGGGAUGAGCUGCCACGACUUUUCUGUUCGGUGUCUCUGCUCACUAACUUUGAGGAUGUCUGUGACUAUUUGGAUUGGGAGAAGGACCUUGAGAUGGAGUGGAAGAUGCCAUUAUGGAAAUCCAGUCCUUGUCCGAAGCUCUGCUUUGAGCAUUGUUUUCAGUGCCAUGGAACAUUGGGAUGCUUUGCACUUACUGGCCAUCUCCAGAGGAUUUGCUGGGUAUCAGCAAGGCCUCGUGCAGAACAAGAAGCCUAAGGAGGAGGCAAGCAGUUAAAGCAACUUCUUAGAAGGGGAUUUAGUCCAUAAAUAUUUGCAUUACUCAUUUGGACCCUUAGGGAAUGGGCAACAGAGUCCAUCCUCAGGUCUCCUGCCUUCCUGUCUGUAUUGUUUGGUGGAGGAAGUUUCUGUUUCCUUCCCUAGAAUCCACACUGUCUUCCUUCUGCUUGCCUAGGCUCAGUAACAGUUCUUUCAUCGGCAGUUUGCAUAUAUCCUCAGCAUUUAAUUUUUUUUUCAAGUGAUGAAUUCUGAGAACAAGGAGACUUGGGUUCUGUUCUUAGCUGCCCCUACCCCAGUUCUGUGACCUUUCUGGACCUCAGUUUCUAUACUAGGAAGUUGAAAAGGUUGGACUAAGGUCUCUUUGACAGAGUGUGGUUCUGUGGCAGACUCCCUUAAAAAAAUGGCUUCUGGUUCAUUUUACAUCCAGAGAAUGAAUCAGCUAUUUAGAAAUCAUAAAAAGAGUUCCCUAACUUUUGAAAUGGCCAUUGUCAAUGUAAAUGUUGGCCAAAAAUUGUCAAAGAGCCCAUUUUUUAAAAUUAUGCAUUCUACUUUUGAUUUUCACAAAGAAUUCUCUUGGGUAACAAAAUAUUCUAAGCCAUUAAUGCCUCUGUUUUAUUACUGUCAUGUCUUCCUUUAAGUCAGCAUUUUACAUUUAAAUGUAAGGGAAACAGUCACACUAGGGAGAGAUUAUUCAUUUUACAAGUGGUGCUUUGCUUUGCAGAAGGAUUCAGUGUAGUAUCUUUAUUGUCUUCCUUGUGAUUUCAAGAUUAAUUUAUUUUCAUAAAUUCAACCCCCAUGUAGCUGUUUAGAAACAAACCUCUUCCAUAAACUGAGCUAACCCAUAUUGAGUUACAUAUUCAAUGUACAGUUAGGACUUGAAUAUGAUUUUUCUUAAUUUCUUACCAAGCAAAGAUUUCCUACAGAACAGGUUUGAACAGAGAUACCCUCUGUAGCCCAGUCUUUGAAGAGUAAAUUAAUUCAUAGCUCUAGGUUUUGAAAAAUAUAAAUAACUUCAGUUUCCCCAUUUUUAAUUUCAUCUCCUUUGUCAUUUCCUUUUUAAAGAAUGGUAGGAAUGCAUUUUUAUAAGAUUUGAUGAAAAGUGGGCCUUUUAUUUAGAGGUAUGUUGCCUGAACUUUGCAUGGGGAGCUUCAGUGUAUUCAGUUUUCUGAAUGCUUAUUAUAAUUAGUCAUAAUAAAGAAGUGAUUUUCCCCAUAAUUACACUCUGAGCUAUAACUUGUUCACUGUAAACCUUUGAGUAAGAGCAUUUUCUUUCAUUGAAAAUGAUAUAUAAAUAUGUUCAGCUUCAUAGCUUUUUAAUGCACCACUUCAUUAAUACUGCUUUAUUUAAAAUCUUAACUGAUUCUUUAAAAGGUCAUAGGGGUUAUUGUUAGAGAGUUCAGGCACUUUAGAGUGUCAAGCUAUUAGGUAAAAUAAAUGCUAUAUGUGAUUUUUGUUCAUGGGCCUUUGUGACUAAAUUGGCAGGCUGUGUUCUUUAUAGACAAGAUGUCUGAGUCUCCUACAUGAAUCAAAAUUACUACAACAGCUAAGAACUGGUCUAACUGCACUAAUUUAUUGCUAAGCUAAGGUGACUAAUUUACAGGGAUUUUAGACUAUAGCAGCAUAUAUGUAUUUUAUUCAAGGAGAUACUUGCAGUUGUUGCUACAUAACAGGAAAAAAAAUCCAUUAGCUGAGGUAGAUGAUGAAGCCAAGUUUUUAUAUUCAACUAUGUCAAAAGAUUACUAAUGUCUAGGUGAUUAAUUUAUAAUCAAUUAUCACUUUUGAUUUAUAUUCCUGUUUUUUUUCUACAAAACUUCUCAAGAGGUAUUGAGUGUAUUCUAAGAACUGGGUGGAUGAUACAUAAAAGCAGCCUAAGAUGUACUUCUUAUUGGCCCACUUCAGGAGAAAAAUAUUUUUAAGUCACUAAGUUGCCUGUUAGUCAUACUAGGGAUUAUGGGCUAAUACACCACCUUUCCUCCAUUAUAGUCUUCUAAAGAGAAGUUACAUGCGUGUUUUUUCUUAUUGACAAAAUAUUCAUGGUCACAGUGCUACAAUUCACAAAUCAAAAGCUACUAAGGGAAAAAGCAAAGAAAAAAAUCCAAAUUUCAGCAAGACUUUAAAAAUUUGUAAUUUAGCCAGAUUAUAAAGGGGUCAUGUUAACCAGAAAGACACCUUCAGAACUCCUGAAUUUCUGCUCAAACUGGUGGGUAAAGACAUGCAGCCAGCCACAGGACUGAGAAUUUGAAUGGAGGAUCUAGAGAAUAUACAGUCUAAUUUUUUUUGGUACUACUGAGUUUGGGGGUAAGCACUGAGUAGGAUCCAUACAGAUCAGUAUCAGCUUCUACGAUUAAAUAAUUCUACCCUAAGAAUUAUUCCAGAUUGCAAACUUGGAAUAAGUAGGCCCGCAUUUGAGGUACUGUCAUCUUUUAAUGUUGAAUUUUCUCUCACUAGGAAAAGUCACUAUUGUGAUAGGCUGAGCUAGAGUGGAAGAAAAUUGGUUGUGAUGUGAUGAGUUUGAGAGAGCAAUGUAUAGCACUGUGGAUUUGUAGUAUUUUCAGGGAAAAGAGGUAUCAAGUUUUUCUACUCAGAAGUAAGAGAGUCUGGGUCUGAUCCUGGACUGUCCUGUGCAGCAUUUGUUUCUGGCCACAAUAUCCUAGGCUGCUUUCUGGAUGCAUAUGUAUGUCAUCAGCAAUGCAAGCCUUGAAAGAGUUGGGAGUGUGCCAGACAUCCCUGUUCCUCUCAUUAAGAACUGAGUCCUUUCAUUUACUUCAAUAGUGCUGGUAUAUUAAGCCUGGCAGGUCAGUCUUUUGUGAAUGGCCAGUAACUGACUGUGUUGUUAAUUACAAAGCAUAUUUUGCCCAAAGAUUUUAUCUAAAAAGGCAUGCCAAGCAACUUUUAAUUCUCUGACCUCCUGCUAUAUGUUUCUUUAUGUUAUUCAAGAUGAACUUACUUUAUGGUGAGCCAUGGCCAUCCUGUUGGAAAAGCAUGAGGUCCCGAAAUGGGCGUUAAUGGAACUGGCCCUGCCACUACUGUCUGAGAUAAGAUAGUACCCGAGGAAACUGAUUAAUAUUCUUGGCCAAAAUAUUAUCAGGUGCAGAGUUAGCUUCAAAGGUCAGGACUUGGGACAUAAUUGUAGACCCCAGUGGUCAAAGGUUUCAUGGAGCCCACUCAACACCAGAGCACAUUUUAUAGGCAAUUAUACUCUUAGCCAGAUGCCUUUUUUCUUCUCUUUCAUGUUUUAACCUGUUCAGAUUGUCUGCUCACCGAUUAGGCUCGCCAGUAAAAGCAGGACCCUUUUGUAGUGCUGCCUGUGUAUUAUAGGACUAAUACUUGCCUUACAGAUAGAUGAGGCUUUAUUAAGCUUUGACUAUGCAGCUGUAGAGAACAUAAUAUGGACCAUGUAUUAUAAUGGAGUGGGAGAGGGCACUUUUUUUUAAUACUCUUAUGUUGAGGGUCACUGCAUUAGAGAAUAAUAAUUUUAAGUGAAACCACGUUUCUAACAAGGGGCCAGAUAAUGAGGAUAAAUGAAAUCUGUAGACAGUCUCGGGGCUUCAUUUCAGCCAUUAGUUAUAAUCUCUUCUACCAAACCUUUUACUAUGAAGCAACAUUGAUUAAUUUGCAUGUAUUUUUUCUCCCCACACAUGCUCACUGAUAGAAUGAACAAAUAGAGAAAUGGACAAGAGAGAAAAGAUGAUGGAGACUGAGGCCUGGUAGACUUGGGGAUGCAUAAACCCCAAACUGGGUAAUCAACUAGGGAAUAAUCAAGAUAACUUACAUUAAUCUUGAUAUGUAAUUAUUCUGAACAAUGUUUAAAAAUGAAAGAUUGUAUAAUAUCACUAGUAAAAAUGACUUGCUAUGGAAUGGCUCUGAAUAAAUAUGGCUUUCUUUUUAGCAUGAAAUAGAAAUCUGUUGAACUGGUCUGAAUGUUCACUCGACAUACAGAUAUAGCUCCCUUUAACUCCAUAUCCUCUUAGCUAUAAGUCCUACAUUUAAUAUACUACAAUUCUAGUUGAUUUAUAGCUCUACUUAGCAAAAGUACAGUCUUGACUAAAACAAUAUUAUAGCAGCUGAUGGACCUUGAAAGCAUUUUUUCUCAGACAUUCUAAUCAUUUUGAAACUGACCUGCAGAGUCCCUUGAAGCUAGAUUUGUAAGUCUCGAGGUUUUGCCUACGUGCCUUUUUUUAAAUUUUUUUUUUUGGGGGGGAGUGGGGGAGAGUGGUACAGUUAGGUAGGGAUAUAUUACUGCCUGAUUGCCAUUCUGUACCUAGAUACUUUCUCUUUUUCCAUCCUAAGACAGUUACUAAGAUAGUUUUAGAGCACACUUACUUCAUGGAACCCCAGUUCUCUAUGUAACUGAUCCCAUAUCUCAUUGAUAUAUAGUCAAUAUACAGUCAACCAUAGCUGUUAUGAAACAGCCCAGCAAAAGCCAUUUAAGGGAGAAAGCAUUUAUUCUGGCUUCCAGUUCCAUGGGGAAUACAGUCCAUUGUAGUACCGAAGGCAGGGUGGUAGGAGAUGAGGCGAGCACCUCUCCCAGUGCAUCCAUCAACAGUUGAGAAACAGGCAGAGAGAACAAGAGGUAGGUCCAACUAUAAAGCCUUACUCGCCCCCACCACCUGAAUUACUUCUUCCAGCAAGGCUCCACCUUCUAAAAGGUCACAAGCUGGACACGCAUGUUCAUGUACAGGAGCUUAUGGGGGAACUUUUCAUAUUCAAACCACGGCAUCAUUCACUUUGGUGAAGAAGACUUAGGUUGCAAAGUCAGCGAUUUCCAUAGACUGAUCAGAAUUGGCUGCUUCCACUCUCCUGUGUUAACUUCUUCAAUGUAACUAUUUGUUGGCAUCCGUGGUCCAAGUACAAUAAAAAAGCCACUGCUUAACAAGUACCAAAGAGAACAUUAUUCCCAUUCUCCUUGUUCUGCUAGUUGAAAAACGAGUCACCCGAGUUUGGGCUUCUAGCUUUGUGGAAUAGCUUUCUGACCUGUGAAAGCUUCUCACAAAGCAUUUACUUUAAAAUGACCAUAUUUAUAGGAACUUUCAGUUCUUCAAAUCAUAGGAACCCAGAAAAGUAAAUGGCUUUUUUUUUUUUAAAUCAAAUUUGAUGCCUGGGCCUUUUCACAAUAAAAAAGUAAAUAAACAAUCCUGUUGUUGAGUAAUUUUUAUUUUAUUCAACAUGUCCAAGUUUUGAUCUCAGAUAAACAGGUUUUGAAGAAACAAUUCAUAUAUACCAUACAAUUAGUCUUAGCCUCUUUUAAUUAUUAAAUUACUGAGAUUUAAAAUGUCAGAGAUUCUCAUCGAAGAGAAUGUGUUCCUAUAGAGGAUUAUAUGUCUAAACUAUCCCAUCAUCUAAGUAAUUAUUUUCCCCCAAUAUGUAGGCACAGAGCUUGUGGUUUGCCAGAGCUUGCAUGGUUAUUAGAGAUUAUCUAGUUUAGCAUGUUAACAAUUGUCAGGAGGUACAAACCAUCCCUGCUGAAAUGUGAGCAACCCUGCAAUUCCGAUAAUGUUUUCAUCCCCUUCCUCUCUCCGAGACAGUUAAAUAUCGCUGAUCUUUGCCUCACACUCUCAUCGUGCAGAUAAGGAACCCGUCUCAGAGUUGUGACUAGACAUCUUAAUAACACCAAAAUUAUUUUCAAUUUUAACAUGACAGAUUUUUGAUAAAUAGAGGUAACGAUUCAAAAUUCACUGCAGUGAAUGAUAGAGCAUAAAUUACCUGUGCUGUGUAUUUUGAAGAAACAAAUUAUGAAGCAUCUGAUACUGUCAGAGACUAAACUUUCAGAGUCACUGAUCAGGACGUUAGUAUAGAGAAAGUGUCAGAUCUGUUAUUGCCUCAAUGCUGUGUCAUACUUUGGGGUGACUGGUAGAUGCCCUUCAUCCUGGAAAUAAUUUGAUAACUAAACAUUCAUGUUUCCCCUCAGCUGUCCACAGUCACAUCCCACAGUGCCUGAGAGGCCUUACUGCGAUGGUUUUUAAACAGCUGUCCUGGUUGCAUUUUUAGCAAGAGGAGAUUCAUGGGAAUAUUGAUAUCUAAUAGAUAGAAUAGCCACAGGGGCACACUUUAAUAAUAAUUAAAACAGUAAUUGCUCAAAAGAUCUGACAGGCUCAAAGGGUACAUGUAUGAAGACAGGAUGAAAUCCACUCCCCAGGGGACAUUUCAUUCCCUGAAAAACUAGAAAACUUCUGCUGAAGGGCAGAAAGAGCAAAAGAGAUUCUCACUGGUACCUUUCUCCUCUAAAACCUUAGCAUGUAUCCACACAUGGAAAGCAUAUGCCUGUCUUCACUUAUCUGCUCUAAAGAGAAGUCUGUCUGGGAAUGGUGUGUCCCUGCCUUUCCAUCUGCCCUCCAUUGCAUCAGGCAGCCCUAUCCUCUUCCUGGGGACUCCUAACCUGAGGUUCCUAGAAAAAUGAGAGAAUAGAAUAGGAUGGUCCUACUCUAAACUUUACAUUUUUAUUAACAGUGUCUUGAAAGAAGUUAAGAACUUUGAAUAAUUUCUCUUCAGCAUUGUGUGCUAUUCUAUGAGGGGAAAGGACCACUUCCUUUUGAUUAUAUGCUAAUCAAAGGGAAAGCACAUUGGUUUUGCUUCAAAACAAAAUAAAAAGUAAAAACCAAAACAUUAGCAACCAAUCUUCCUACAGCCAAUGGACUUCUCUUUUUGGGUAUCACUAAAAGUUUAUUUCACACUUUAAAAUGUUAUACAAAUGGCCGGGCAGUAAUGGCGCACACCUUUAAUAAUUUUUAAGUUAUCCCAGCCUCGGGAGGCAGAGCCAGGCGGGUCUCUGUGAGUUUGAGGCCAACAUGAUCUACAGAGCAAGAUCUAGGACAGGCAUCAAAACUACACACAGAGAAACCCUAUCUCGAAAAACC